AGAAGAGUAAGAAAAAUAGAAAGGAGAGAGAAAAGAGAGAGAGAGCAGGGCGGAAGUACUGUUCCCAGAGUGCACCGCGGCCUUAGCUCAUAAACACAGAUAGAGGGUGAAGAACGGAGAGACAGAUGAUCGUGUUUGUGCGCUACAACCUGAGCCCAGGUGUGGCCGUGGACCUGCAGGAGGAGGCGAGUGUGGCUGAACUGAAGGAGGUAGUGGGACGUCAGCAGGGAGUCCGACCUGACCGCCUGAAGGUGCUGUUUGCAGGGAGGGAGCUGCAGAGCACCGCCACCCUCCAGGACUGUGAUCUCCCAGAGCAAAGCACCGUUCAUGUGGUCCUCCAUUCAUCGGACCCCUCGUCUAAGCUGCUCCUCCUACAGACUCGUUUGUCUCGAGGGAGAGAGAAAAACAAGGAUGGUCUCACCAGGCUGGACCUCAGCUCCUCCCGCCUCCCCUCAACCUCCACUGGGUUGGCUGUAAUCCUAAAGGAGAGCGAAGGAGGUGAUGGAGGACAAGAGGCAGAGAGAGAAGAGAUGCAGGCUGCAGCUAUUGGAGGUGUGCGUACAUGCAAUACUUUUUUUGUGUACUGUAAACGCUGCAGCUCGCCUCAACCCGGAAAACUGAGAGUUUGCUGCACAAACUGCAAACAGACGACACUGACGCUCAGCAGGGAUCCAUCUUGUUGGGAUGAUGUUCUUUUUCCUGGACGUAUUCAUGGUGUUUGUCAGUCACCAGGCUGCCAUGGCGAUGAAGCGGAGUUCUUCAUGAAGUGUGCGUCCCAUCCCACAACAGAUGAUGGCUCUUCCGUGGCCCUCGACCUCAUUGUGACCAAUAGCAGAGGUGUGCCCUGCAUUGCCUGCACCUAUGUCAGCUGUGUGGUUUUGGUCUUCCAGUGUCUAGACCGACAUGUGAUUUGUCUGGACUGUUUCCGACGAUACUGUCAGACUCGACUGAAUGAGCGUCAGUUUGUUUAUCACCCAGUGAUUGGAUACUCGCUGCCAUGUGCAGUUGGCUGUGAGGACUCCCUCAUUAAGGAGCUUCAUCACUUCAGGCUUAUAGGAGACGAUCAGUAUGGGCGAUAUCUGCAGUACGGAGCAGAGGAGUGUCUGCGGGUGAUUGGAGGACUCAUGUGUCCAUCACCUGACUGCGGGAUGGGGCUUCUUCCAACUGAUGACAGCAGGAAAGUGGAGUGUGACCGACAGGUGGGCUGUGGCUUCAUAUUCUGCAGGGAGUGCAGGGAGGCCUACCAUGAGGGGGGCUGUCUGGCCACACUGGCCCCACCCACAGAUGAGGUCUCACAGGGUUUUGUUGUAGAGGAGGCAGCAUCUCACCAAGGAAGGUGGGACCAAGCCUCUCUGCUCCUUAUUCAGGAGUCAACUAUGCCCUGUCCUCAGUGUUCGGUUCCUGUGGAAAAAAACGGAGCUUUUCAGGUUUUCCUCAGCUCUCUUCCUGUGUGAUCUGUACAAGACCUGGAUUAACCGGAGGAGUAUAUAUCUUACAGCAACUGGUUCAGGUUCUUUAAAGGCUUGUUAAAUCUCGUUACGAGUUUCAGAGCAGAAAUUACCAUUAUUAAAACAUGUGUUUCUUGCUGUUUUCUCCUUGCAGGCGGCUGUAUGCACAUGCAGUGUCCUCUGUGCAGAGCUGAGUGGUGCUGGAUCUGUCGAGUUGCCUGGAACAGGGAGUGUAUGGGAAACCACUGGUUUGGAUAAACGCACAGGAGCUUGACUGAGACCGACUUUAGACUUUUCUCAUUUAACCUGAAGCGUUAGCAACAAGGCGUGUACACAGCUGCAUCAUGUAGUCUGCAGGUCAGACAGUUGAAAACAUCAGGAAUUGGCCUUGGAGCCAGAAUGUCUUUCAUCCCAAAUGAGCAAACUUCAGAUGGGAAGCAACAUAAAAUUUUAAAACAAAAAAAAUGAGUCAACAAUUUAGAAAUAAACAUUUCGCCAGGAGAAACAGAAUUAUCUUGUUUCUGUCAGUGAAGGAUAUUAGUCAUCCAGAUGUUCUUUCCACUUACUCAAAGCAAAACUCUAAUUACUUCAUAUACACAUACAUACUGUAGAAUAAGAAAAAAUGAGGCAUCAGCCAGUAUUGUCAUUUGUUGUUCAUUACACUAUGAGGUAUUUAUAGACCAAACCCUGGACCUUGACGCUCACAGAUAAGAAGCACCAUAAACCAGCAGCAGCAGGUUGAUUACACAAAACUCUAAAGUGUCCACUAAUUCAGGUCAGUCUAGUUCUUCUGAAGACUCAGAACCACUGUACAGCUGCUUGAAUGGAUCCAGAUUAUAGAAUGAUUUAUUAGUCCACGAUCAGAUCGGUUUAGGGAUCGGUCUGACAGCUGUGGAAAAUUUUGAACUGAAGAUGACUUGCAGCGUCGACAUGAUCCAGGUGUGUUUAAGAGCUGGUCCACCGCUGUGUCAAUUCUGUCCUAUGUAGGUGGAGCCAAGUGUUUAAAGCCACAAAGCACAAAGCUUUUAGCUAAUAUGGCUUAGCAUUCAUGUGUAACAUUAAUGAAACACCAUCAAUUGUAAUAAAGACAAUGAAUGUAUGUUAGCCAUAAGUUUCCGGUGGGGUUCUCUUUCAUAUAAUCUUUAAUUGUACAUUUGGGUCUAGAGUGAAUAGGAGAAUCAGGGAUUAACUAGAAUAAUGAUGCAUAUUGCUGCUUGUGUUGUCUUAUAACCUCUGUAGGUGAAGGAUAAAAACAAAUUGUAGCAGUAGAUAAAGUAAUUGUAAGCAAAUUAAACACCAAAUCAACUUUUGGAUAUUUGAA
Betta splendens (Siamese fighting fish) is the source of this 2769-nucleotide messenger RNA. RefSeq names its product parkin RBR E3 ubiquitin protein ligase (gene prkn). Gene Ontology annotation, molecular function: ubiquitin protein ligase activity; zinc ion binding; ubiquitin conjugating enzyme binding. The record is from RefSeq and is a predicted model, not a curated record. The coding region runs from base 126 to 1454 and encodes 442 amino acids. Gene Ontology annotation, biological process: negative regulation of protein phosphorylation; autophagy of mitochondrion; ubiquitin-dependent protein catabolic process. The transcript is spliced from 11 exons. Gene Ontology annotation, cellular component: mitochondrion; ubiquitin ligase complex; cytoplasm. NCBI's taxonomy places the organism in Eukaryota, Metazoa, Chordata, Actinopteri, Anabantiformes, Osphronemidae.